Nymphalis io (European peacock) is the source of this 1793-nucleotide messenger RNA. RefSeq names its product PHAF1 protein CG7083. NCBI's taxonomy places the organism in Eukaryota, Metazoa, Arthropoda, Insecta, Lepidoptera, Nymphalidae. The transcript is spliced from 11 exons. Gene Ontology annotation, cellular component: trans-Golgi network. Gene Ontology annotation, biological process: Golgi to plasma membrane protein transport. Bases 133 to 1419 code for a protein of 428 amino acids. The record is from RefSeq and is a predicted model, not a curated record.
CAAAUACAAAAUGGUUGAAAACUAAAGUUGGCAAACAAAGAAAGGCAGCGUAAAAGAGCCAUUUGUCGUUAAAAUACUGUUAUAUUGAGUGAAAGUUAGAUAGUUUAGUGUGUGAUAAGUGUUUUGUGAAUCAUGCUGGAUUUAGAAAUCGUUCCCGAACGUUCCCUGGGCUGCGAUGCCUGGGAGUUCGUUUUAGGAAUGCACUUCUCGCAAGCGGUCUCCAUUAUUCAGAGUCAAGUUGGAACGAUACGCGGUGUACAGGUUAUAUACAGUGAUCAGAAUCCACUAUCAGUGGACUUAGUAAUAAACAUGCCGCAGGACGGUAUACGGUUAAUAUUCGACCCGGUCGCGCAGCGGCUCAAGAUCAUUGAAAUAUACAAUAUGAAAUUAGUUAAGCUUAGGUAUAGCGGUAUGUGCUUCAAUUCGCCAGAGAUAACGCCAUCAAUCGAGCAAGUGGAGCAUUGCUUUGGAGCAACUCACCCCGGUCUGUACGACAGCCAGCGUCACUUGUUCGCGCUCAACUUUAGGGGUCUCUCAUUUUAUUUCCCCGUCGAUAGUAAAUUUGAGCCCGGAUACGCGCACGGUCUGGGCUCACUGCAGUUCCCAAACGGCGGCUCGCCCGUCGUUUCCCGAACAACGAUAUAUUACGGAUCCCAACAUCAGCUAACACGGUCAGCUAGCGGAGGUCGAUGCUCAGCUCCAUUAGCGGACUUGCCUCUUUCCUGCUACCGACACCAGCUGCACCUGAGGCGAUGUGAUGUUCUGAGAUCGCCGACCGCGACACUCGGAUUACGCUUGCAUAUAUACACAGAGGGCACGCGCUCGGGCUCGGCCGCGUCGGCGCGGCGGCGCGUGGUGCGCUUCGGCGACAGCUGCCAGGCCGUGGCGCGCGCGCUGGCGGCGCCGGCGCGCCUGUACUACAAGGCGGACGACAAGAUGCGCAUCCACCGCCCCACCGCGCGCCGCCGCCCGCCGCCCGCCUCCGACUACUUCUUCAACUACUUCACGCUGGGCCUGGACGUGCUGUUCGAUGCGCGUACGCAUCAAGUGAAGAAAUUCGUGCUACACACCAACUACCCGGGUCACUACAACUUUAACAUGUACCACAGAUGCGAGUUCGAGCUGAACGUGCAGCCAGACAAAUGCGAGUCAAACGCGCUGGUGGAGUCGCUGGGCGCGGUGAGCAUCACGGCGUACAGCAAGUGGGAGAGCGUGUCGCGCGCGCUGCGCGUGUGCGAGCGCCCCGUCGUGCUCAACCGCGCCUCCUCCACCAACACCACCAACCCCUUCGGCUCGACCUUCUGCUACGGCUACCAGGACAUGAUCUUCGAGGUGAUGUCGAACAACUACAUAGCAUCGAUAACUCUGUACCAGCCAGAGGGCACCCGCGCCCACUACGCGGUCAGUUCCAUCGCGUGACACAAUAAGGUAUCUCCAAGCAAAGGUAAAAAAUUCACAUCCUGAAUGCAGUUUGUCAGUUAAUACAAAAUUAAUAAAAAACACUCCACUAAUGUGACAACACUGCACCGUUCGACGCACGAACCUUCUGGCAAUGUGACACAUAUCCUUUACAAAAACCAACCUAAGAGGUAACAGUAUUUGAAAAAAAAAUGUGAUAAAAACUGUGAAAAAAAAACCUAAAAAAAAAUAAGUGAGUGACAGAUCUCAAGAUGGUGUGUAUACGUUUAUUUAAUUCCUUAGCAGCAAUGGACAGUAAAAAGAAUAUUUAAUAAAAAAAAAACAUUUAAGAUGAUAGUGCGAAAGUUUCUCUUAAUAAUCAUAAUUAGUCAAAU